Drosophila ficusphila is the source of this 2369-nucleotide messenger RNA. RefSeq names its product sodium-independent sulfate anion transporter. Gene Ontology annotation, molecular function: sulfate transmembrane transporter activity. Lineage: Eukaryota; Metazoa; Arthropoda; Insecta; Diptera; Drosophilidae. Gene Ontology annotation, cellular component: membrane. Gene Ontology annotation, biological process: transmembrane transport. The coding region runs from base 191 to 2044 and encodes 617 amino acids. The record is from RefSeq and is a predicted model, not a curated record. The transcript has 6 exons.
ACCCUAGACUUGCAGCUGUUCAGUGGAAAGCAAACAAAUUUAUUUAUUUCAAACUCACCGGUACAAGUGCUUGCAAAAAGUUAUUAACAUAACUGUUGAGUGAUAAUAUCUGAUAAUUGUUUAAAAACUAUAAAAGAACCAACCAGUAAAGGUUGCUUUGUUUGUUUUUCGGUUUUUGUAUAAAUAAAACAUGAGCCUCCGGGAAUGUGGAUAUCGGCUCCUGCCGGGUCUCAAGUGGCUGCAUGGCUACACCGGCCAGGAUGCAGUGGCGGAUUUGAUAGCAGGAGUUACAGUUGGACUCACAGUGCUGCCCCAGGGAUUGGCAUAUGCCACGUUAGCUGGAUUGGAGCCACAAUACGGCCUGUACUCGGCUUUUGUGGGCGGCAUCAUUUAUGCCAUGUUGGGCAGCUGCCGCCAAGUGACAAUUGGACCUACGGCUUUGCUGGCUUUGAUGACCAGCCGGCAUACCGGAUUGGGAUUGGCAUCUGGGCCUGCAUACGCAAUACUCCUGUGUCUUAUAUCUGGUAUAGUGGAGCUCGGAAUGGCAGUGCUUAAGCUGGGUGCAUUGGUGGAUCUAAUUUCACUGCCGGUGACUGUGGGAUUCACCUCAGCCACUGCUGUCAUCAUUGGAACAUCGCAGCUGAAAGGCUUGCUGGGUCUGCGUGGAGGAUCUGGAUCUGAUUUUAUUAACACCAUGCGCUCGGUUUUCGGAAACCUCAACAACGUGCGACCAGGCGACUUUACCCUAGGAUUGACUUCCAUCGUAGUUCUCUUGCUGUUGCGUAAACUUAAAAACGUAAAUCUAAACGGAAGAAUCACAAACUUACGUGCACAGCAGUUGAUAAGCGGUGGCAUCUGGGUCAUCGCCACCGGGAGAAAUGCGUUAAUAGUUCUGGUGACCAGUAUGGUAGCUUACAAUACUUGCGAGCAAAAUGAGGAUUGUCCCUACAUCCUCACCGGAAAGGUUAAAAGCGGCCUGCCCAACAUUUCACUGCCCAAAUUCGAGACCACGAUUCUGGAUAAGAAUGGCACCGAAAUCACUCAGAACUUUCAACAAAUGUUUGCCGAAUUGGGUCCUUCCAUGUUGGUACUACCCAUUAUCGCUGUGCUGGGCAACGUGGCCAUCUCGAAGGCCUUUGGCGGAGCUGGACUCAGUGCCACGCGGGAGCUAAUUGCCCUUUCGAUGAGCAACAUUUGUGGAGCCUUCUGCAGCUCCAUGCCGGUGACUGGAUCCUUUUCGCGCAGUGCUGUUAACCACGCAAGUGGUGUUAGGACUCCUCUGGGAGGCUGCUACACGAGCAUUCUGGUUCUCCUGGCUCUUGGCCUUCUGGCUCCCUACUUCCAAUACAUUCCAAAGGCGGCACUCAGUGCGGUCAUUAUUUCGGCGGUUAUAUUCAUGAUCGAAUUCGAGGUCAUCAAGCCACUGUGGCGCUGCAGCAGAAGAGAGCUGCUCCCGGGUGCCAUCACCUUUGUAAUGAGCCUUGCUGUGGGCGUCGAAAUUGGCCUCUUGCUGGGCGUGAGUGCCGAUGUGGCCUUCCUGGUUUAUCGAGCUGCCCGACCCGUACUGACUGUCUACAAGCUGCAGACCAGCCAUGGCAUCAACUACAUUCUGAUUCGUCCGAAGCACAGUUCACUGUACUUCCCGGCCAUCGAAUGGGUGCGAUCAGAGAUCUCCAAAGCAUUGGCCACUCACGGAAUCGCUCCUGUUGUCCUGGAUUGUGCUCAUGUUCACGAUUUCGAUUUUACGGCUGCUCGAGGAAUGGGUUCGUUGCAGAAGGAACUUUCCAAAGCAAAUGUGCCCUUGUUUUUGAUGAGUGCUCAUAAGGAUAUUGGUGUUAUUCUGAAAGAAUCAACCAACAUUGAUUUCCCGACUAUAGAAUGCGCUGAUGACUUGGAGUUCCUGUUGGAGCAAAGUGAGAUUAGAUUUGCUCCCGAGUACUGUCUGCAUUUGCAGAUAUCAACUCCACUCGUUGAAUCGCGUCUGGUACAUUGCGAUGCUGGAGAGCCCACUGAACUGAGUAAACUAAAUGGAAAUACUUCUUAAGAACCAGGAUAUUGUUUGUUUUAACUGUACUUAAGUAUACGUUGCGGCACAAGUCUUAUUUAUGUCACCUUCACCUGCAUAAUUCUUUGCAAUAAUUUAUAAAACUCGCAGCUCUCUAAGCUUUUCCUAUUCCCAACUAUAGUAUUUAAUUCAGUCCACAUUUCAUUUGCAACUCUUCCAUUCCUGUAUCCUAAAGUUUCCUCGAUUAAGUUAAUUUCAAAAUGUACAUACAUAUAUAAAUAAGUUUUUAUAAUUGUUUUAUAAGUUGUUUUUAACUACUUAACUUUUAGGUAAUAAAAAACCAGCUUAAAAUUAUGCACUGAAA